AUGGCCAGUCUUUUCUUUAUGGCACCGAUCGAAGAAGGAAAACGAAAAAAUGUAACGAGCAAUAAUCACAACUCAAAUGUUCUUGAAAAGCCGGAACUAAUAAUUGAUUGCCAGGGUCUUAUAAAUAGAAACGACGGAGAGCUGCUGAAAGUCAAAAAACUGCAAUCAUUGAAUAAAAAGUAUUCUCUUAGCCUCUCGGAGGGAGAAAUUUCAUCUUCCAUUGCUUCAAAUAGCUGCCCGGAAUUCGUUACUUCUCGCAACUACCCCUCAUCAGCCUCGAAUUCCGAUUUUCCUCUCGCCUACUCGCUUGUUCUCCACAAAAACCCCGGGCAAGCGGAACGACUUCUCCGUGCAAUCUACUCUCCCGACAAUGUCUACUGCUUGCAUAUAGAUGCGAAGACGCCUGAAGUUAUUUUCAAAGAUUUCGAAGCCCUAUCAAGCUGUUUUCCGAACGUUUUUCUCGCCCAAAAACGCAAAAACGUAUACUGGGCCUCUUACGAACGACUCCAAGCUGAUUUUAACUGCAUGCAAGAACUUCUUGAGCAUGAAAUACAAUGGCGAUAUUUGAUCAAUCUUUGUGGAGAAGAUUUCCCACUGAAGCGAAAUUCCGAAAUUGUCAGUUAUUUAAAAUCUGUGUAUCCAAAAAACUCAAUCGAAACAUUUCCGAUGACAGUGAGUUGGAAUUUGAAAAAGAAAAUACGAUACGAAAAGCACUGGGAACUGCAUAAAUAUGAGACUGAAUCUGAAUACAAGUUUCACCCAAUGAUGACCGAUAAAGAUAAAAGUCCGCCACCAGGUGGCAUCGAAAUUUUCUCCGGAAUUGCGUAUAACUUUUUCACAAGAGAAUUUAUUCAAUGGGCGCUGGAAGACAAGGAUGUCCGAGAAUUGAUUGAGUGGUCCAAAGAUACAUUUUCGCCAGAUGAGUUUAUUUGGGCGACGAUUAUUCGAAUGAAAAAUGCUCCAGGAAAUGAAUUUAUUGGGAAAAGCACCGAAAACCUAAGUCGUCUAAUUUUAUGGCAAAACAACGUGAAAGAUCAUGAAUGUCAAGGCUAUUUCCGCCGUAAUGUUUGUGUCUUUGGCAGUGGCGAUGUUGGCUGGUUAUUGAGGACGCCAUAUUUUUUUGCAAACAAAUUCGAUGCAGUCGAUGAUUUUGCCCUGCAGUGCCUGGAGGAAGAACUUCGAAAAGAGCCUGAAAUCAAGGAGGAUCAUGAUUGA
This is a messenger RNA of Oikopleura dioica, 1215 nucleotides long. The record is from the annotation of a GenBank genome assembly. NCBI's taxonomy places the organism in Eukaryota, Metazoa, Chordata, Appendicularia, Copelata, Oikopleuridae.